Molecule: messenger RNA, 1143 nt
Organism: Sabethes cyaneus
Lineage: Eukaryota; Metazoa; Arthropoda; Insecta; Diptera; Culicidae
Exons: 6
Coding region: 1-1143 (380 amino acids)
Biological process (GO): cell-matrix adhesion
Cellular component (GO): basement membrane
Source: RefSeq, a predicted model, not a curated record
AUGUUGCAAGUCGUGUCGUUGUCACUUGGGUUUAUAUUUUUCGUUGAGUUUGCAUCCGGUGAUUCGAUCACUCCUCCACCAAGCUGUGAUGGCUUUUACGGUUGCAUAUCGUCAAUGCGCCAAUCCGAUUGUCCAACCGGUGAAAUAUUGAUUUCCGGAGAAUCACUAAGCGGAUGUUGUCCUGGUUGCCGCGGUGGUCAACAGCACAUGAAGGUCUGCAAUGUGAAUGUCGCCAAUCGGCGGUGCGCCCCGGGGCUUAAGUGCGUCGAUAGGAAGUGUCUGUACGAUCGCACAACCUGUCUCCACACGAUUCACAUGCAAGAGGAGGAUGAGUUGGCUGGUUGGUACCCACGAUGCAACACCGAUGGAACCUACGCCAGCAAGCAGUGCCGAGGUGAUCGGCUUUCCGGACGUUGCUUUUGCUACAGCGAAGACGGUCGGCGUUUGUUCGGUUGGGAUUGGUACAAAAACGCAGCCAAAAUGACAUGUGCCUGCAGUCGACGUCGUGCGAAACUGGAAGCUGAAGGUCGCAGUGGGGUUACCCUUCAUUGCACCCAGAAUGGUAACUACGAGCAACUACAAUGUGAUUCUGGAGUUUGCUGGUGUGCUGAUCAGUACAGCGGUGAUCCACUGGUUGGUACAACGGUAGUUCAUGGAAGCCUCUGGACGCUAUUACCUUGUUAUAACAGCACCAUUCACGGCAACAGCUACCUACGGCAGUGUGAAAGUGCCGCUUUUGCGCAAAAAGCGAUACAGAAAAAGUUUUCCCUCCGUGGAACGAUUGGCGUUACGUUCAACGAAAUUCAGUGCGACUACGAUGGAUCGUUCGGUAGAUUCAAAGUUGAAAACGGAAUAGUUUACUGCACGUGGAGGGACGGGAAGAAAAUCGGCUCCUUUCAGGUUCGAUCCAGUCUGCUUUCCUCUGUAAACUGCAAUUGUGCCCGUGAUACUCUCAUCUAUCAGGAAGCAGGAAUUCCCUUUACUCUAUCCUGCGGAGGCAACGGAAAUUACGAAUACGCCCAGGAUCAAAACGGAAAACUGUUUUGCGUUGACGGUGACGGAUUUGUGGUUUCCACCGAUGUCCGCCCCGGCGAGAGCUGUGACAAGUAUAUAUACAAUUCAGAAUUUUACGUAGAGGACUAA